UGUACAAGUCCAAGAUCCUCCUAAGGCCACGAUGUCACUGCUGAUGUUUCUGCUAUCUUUGCUGUUGGAUGGGUCUCAAGGUCAGAUGGAGAAAUACUUCCUACAGGUGCAGAGAAUUGUGAAGGCACAGGAGGGUUUGUGUAUCUUCGUGCCCUGCUCCUUCAUCUCCCCUGAGAAUCGUUGGUUUAACUUGUCCCCAGAAUAUGGCUACUGGUUCAAAGAGAUCAGAAAACAAUCACUUCAAUAUCCAGUGGCCACAAAUAACAAAGAUAAAAGAUUAGAAUGGGGAGCCCAAGGGCGAUUCCAGCUCUUAGGGGAUCUCUCCCAAAAGAAGUGUUCUUUGCUAAUCAAAGAUGUUCAGUGGGACGACUCAACAAAGUAUUUCUUCCGGAUAGAGAAAGGAUAUGAGAAAUACAAUUUUAAGGAGACGUUCAUGCUGCAAGUGGAAGCCCUGACUCAGAAGCCAGACAUCUUCAUUCCUGAGAUCCUGGAGCCUGGGCAGCCAGUGACCAUUGUCUGCUUGUUUUCCUGGAACUUCGAGCAAUGCCCAGCUCCUUCUUUCUCCUGGACGGGGGCUGCUGCCUCCUUCCAAGAAACCAGACCACACACCUCCUAUUACUCAGUGCUGAGCUUUACCCCAGGACUUCAACACAAUGGGACUGAGCUCACAUGUCAGCUGGACUUCUCUAGGAAGAGCACACAAAGGACUGUCCAACUAAGAGUGGCCUAUGCCCCCAGAUCCCUUGCUAUCAGCAUUUUCCGUGACAAUGUAUCAGUCCCAGAACUGAAUAGGAAUCCUUCAUAUCUGGAAGUUCAACAAGGCCAGUCUCUACGUCUCCUCUGUACUGCUGACAGCCAGCCCCCUGCUACCCUGAGCUGGGUUCUAGAGGAUCGAGUCCUUUCUUGGUCCAGCCCUGUGGGGUCUAGAACCCUGGCACUGGAGAUGCCCUGGGUGAAAGCUGGGGACUCUGGACACUACACCUGCCAAGCAGAGAACAGGCUAGGUUCCCAGCAACAAACCCUGGACCUCUCUGUGCUGUAUCCACCAGAGGACCUGAGAGUGACUGUUUCACAAGAAAACAGAACAGUGUUGGAAAUCCUCAGGAAUGGCACCUCCCUCCCAGUCCUGGAGGGCCAAAGCCUGUGCCUAGUGUGUGUCACCUAUAGCAAUCCCCCAGCCAGUGUGAGCUGGGUUGGGGCGACACAGACCCUGAUCCCAACCCAGUCUUCAGAGCCUGGGGUGCUGGAGCUGCCUCUGGUCCAGAAAGAACAUGAAGGAGAACUCACCUGUGCUGCACAGAGCCCACUGGGCACCCAGCGCAUCUCUCUGAGCCUCUCUGUGCACUAUCCACCCCAGAUGUCCAGACCCUCCUGCUCCUGGGAUUCUGAGGGUCUGCACUGCAGCUGCUCCUCCAGAGCCUGGCCUGCCCCCUCCUUACACUGGCGACUGGGGGAGGGGUUGCUGGAGGGAAACAGCAGCAAUGCUUCCUUCAAGGUCACCUCUAGCUCACUUGGACCCUGGGUCAACAGCUCCCUGAGCCUCCUUCAGGAGCUGAGACCCAGCCUCUGGCUCAGCUGUGAGGCCUGGAACACCCAUGGGGCCCAGACCACCUCUGUCCUGCUGCUACCUGAUAAAGACAGUUCCGCAGCAUUUUCCAAGGGAGCAGCUUUGGGCUUUGGCAUUACAGCCCUCCUUGCCCUCUGCCUCGUCGUGAUCAUCAUGAAGACCCUACAGAAGAAAGGAACCCAAGAGGAAACCUCAAGGCCCAAAAUCUCACGGGGCAGCACAAUCCUGGAUUACAUCAAUGUGGUCCCCAAGACCAGGUCCCCGCGUGCCCAAGCUCGGAAUUGGAAAGCUGAACCAGACACCCCUUCUGGGAUUUCACCCCUGGACACUCACUCCCCUAAACCAAAGAAGCAGCAGAAGGACCCACGUUUUACAUCCCCUGGUUUCCCAGACCCCAGACCAUCCUCUCAGGCCCCAGUCCCUGAAAAUAACCCAGAAGAACUCCAUUAUGCUGCUCUCAACUUCCCCCGCCUCAGACUACGGGAGACCCAGAAUCCCCAAGACACCUAUUCUGAUUACGCAGAAGUCAGAGUUCAUUGA
Molecule: messenger RNA, 2107 nt
Organism: Rattus rattus (black rat)
Lineage: Eukaryota; Metazoa; Chordata; Mammalia; Rodentia; Muridae
Gene: Siglec10
Product: sialic acid binding Ig like lectin 10
Exons: 12
Coding region: 32-2107 (691 amino acids)
Biological process (GO): cell adhesion
Cellular component (GO): plasma membrane
Molecular function (GO): sialic acid binding
Source: RefSeq, a predicted model, not a curated record